AUGGCUAGUGACAGACUUGCUGAGCUUGCUUUGCUUGAUCCCCAAAGAGUCAAACAUCGACUUCUUCUUGAUAUUAUUCUAGCGAAUAGACAAUCUGCGGCUAGGUCAAAAGAAUGGAAGAUUAGGUAUAGUGGGGAGCUGGUGAGAGAAGUACAUACACUUCAGAACGAAGCUACCACACUCUCUGCUCAAGUCACUAUGUUGCAGGCAAUCUUGAGAGGAACAUCUGACCUGACAAAUGAAAACAAACACCUCAAAAUGCGGUUACAAGCAUUAAAGCAACAAGCUGAACUAAAGGAUGGUAAAGCCAUUUUUUACUGGGCAGCAUUGUAUAAGAUAAUAGAGAUAAUGUUGUUCGGUGAAAAACUUGCAGCUUUGAAUGAACACUGCGGGAAGAAUUGA
Messenger RNA from Eruca vesicaria subsp. sativa (arugula), 402 nucleotides. The record is from the annotation of a GenBank genome assembly. NCBI's taxonomy places the organism in Eukaryota, Viridiplantae, Streptophyta, Magnoliopsida, Brassicales, Brassicaceae.